Erythranthe guttata (spotted monkey flower) is the source of this 4811-nucleotide messenger RNA. Lineage: Eukaryota; Viridiplantae; Streptophyta; Magnoliopsida; Lamiales; Phrymaceae. The record is from RefSeq and is a predicted model, not a curated record.
AAUAAUAAUAAUAAUAAAUAAAUAAAAAAGACUUUCUCCCAACUCCCAAUAAUCUUCCGUCACUACCACCGGUCACCGAGUACACACUCUCCACCUGGGCCGAUUACAUACACUGUAAAAACACACACACACACACACACACACACACACACACAGUCAGCUUCCGAUUAACGGUCAAAUCUUCGAGAUCUGCCUCACCGGAGACAAUCUCCGACGAGCUAGUAACGGAUUAUUUGCCAUUUCCGGGUUGCGGUGGAGAUGGCUUCCCCUGCCAAUCAGAAUCCACCAGGCGGAGGUCAAUUCGACGUGCAGAGGUUGUUCAGCCCUUCCACUCAUCCAUCACCACCGCCGCCUACCUCCGUUCCUCCUUCUAACCCUAAUAAUCCCCAGCACUUCAUCGUCAAUAAUAUUAGCAACGCUCUGCCUAACCCUAAUUUCGUUUCGUCUCCUUUCCCACCCCCUUCGGCUUCUUACCCUCCGCCCACCGUCUCCUCCGGCGGCGCGUUUGUCUACCCCCAUCAACCGUCGCCUUUCCACUACCAACCUCAGGUGUACACCGCCUAUUCCAAUUCUCCGCCGCCGCCGCCGCCCCACCAUGAAAUCGACAACGCGCAGCCUCAGAGGUCCAUGUCUUAUCCUACGCCCACUCUCCAGCCCCAAGGGCAAGCACCUAUGCCUCAGCACUCUAAUUUCCAGAAUUCCCCUAAUCUCCAAAACCCUAUUAACCAUGGUGCUCGUUUGAUGGCGUUGCUGAGUGCACCUGCUUCCACCCUUGAAAUUAUGCAGCAGCCCGCCAUGCCUAUGCCCCAGAUCCAUCCAACCUCAUCUACUGGAUCUGACUUAUCGGUGCCACAGAAUAUGAACAACUUGCCGUUACAAAAUACAGUGAUGUCGCACCAGUCGCCUGUGAUGCGGAUGCCGAGCAGUAAGCCUCCAAAAGGGCGGCAUCUGAUUGGGGAUCGUUUGGUUUACGACAUUAAUGUUAGGUUUCCGGGAGAGGUGCAGCCUCAGCUUGAGGUGACUCCCAUUACAAAAUAUGCCUCUGAUCCCGGACUUGUUGUGGGAAGGCAAAUCGCAGUUAAUAAAACUUAUAUAUGUUACGGUCUCAAAUUGGGUGCAAUACGUGUGCUCAAUAUCAACACUGCUUUGAGAUCGUUGCUCAAGGGUCUAACUCAGAGAGUAACAGACAUGGCUUUCUUUGCUGAGGAUGUUCCCCUUUUGGCUAGUGCAAGCGUGGAUGGCCGGGUUUAUGUCUGGAAGAUUACUGAAGGUCCGGAUGAAGAAGACAAGCCUCAAAUUAGUGGAAGGAUCAUUGUUGCGAUUCAAAUUACUGGAGAAGGGAAAUCUGUUCACCCCAGAAUUUGUUGGCAUUGCCAUAAACAAGAAGUUCUUGUAGUUGCGAUUGGGAGACGUGUUUUGAAGAUUGAUACUACAAAAGUUGGAAAAGGUGAAAAAAUUUCAGCCGAGGAACCCCUUAAAUGCCCCAUCGAGAAGUUGAUUGACGGGGUCCAACUUGUGGGCAGCCACGACGGAGAAAUUACUGACUUGUCUAUGUGCCAGUGGAUUUUGUUGAGAUUGCAGAUAAAGAUUUGGGAAGAUCGGAAGUCACAGCCUAUUGCAGUUCUCCGGCCACAUGAUGGCCAUCCUGUUAAUUCUGCCGCUUUUCUGGCUGCUCCUCAUCGCCCGGAUCACAUUAUACUUAUCACUGGGGGGCCACUGAAUCGGGAAGUGAAAAUCUGGGUAUCGACAAGUGAAGAAGGCUGGUUGCUUCCUAGUGAUGCUGAAUCAUGGCAUUGUACUCAAACAUUGGAAUUAAGGAGUUCAGAGGUUCGGGCUGAAGAUGCUUUCUUCAAUCAAGUAAUAGCAUUGUCACAAGCUGGUCUUCUUUUAUUGGCAAAUGCCAAAAGGAAUGCUAUUUAUGCUGUGCACUUGGAAUAUGGUCCUAACCCUGCAGCUACCCGCAUGGAUUACAUAGCUGAAUUUACUGUCACUAUGCCAAUACUAAGUUUUACAGGGACAAGUGAGUUACUACCUCAUGGCGAACAAGUUGUUCAGGUAUAUUGCGUCCAGACGCAGGCUAUUCAGCAGUAUGCUUUGGACUUGUCACAGUGUCUGCCACCCCCAAUGGAAAAUACCGUACAUGAGAAAUUGGACUCUGUUGCGUCACUGGAUGUUGCUAGUGCUGAAAGACUCUCUGAUGUGGAGCCUUCUAGUGGUAAACAAGUUGAUGUAUCUAUAUCUAGUUCAGCUUCAGCACCCAAAGUAUCAAUCAACGAAAGUGGCUUUGAGAGUGCUUCUACUGUGAGAUACCCAAUUAACCCUGCUUCUCAGUCACCCUUGCCGCAGGAGUCUGCUUCCUCAAGUACAGACGCCAAACUAGUUCCUUUGUCUGAGGUUGCUAUUAGUAGGGAUAUUUCUUCUGCUACUUCUCCUCGACUUCCUUUGAGCCCUAGGUUGUCAAAAACACUUUCUGGCUUUAGGAGUCUUUCAAUUAAUGACCGUGGUUCAGAGCAAAAAAAUGUUGAGUAUUCAGUUGACAGACAAAUGGAUGCUGUUCAUUCAAACGUAUCUGAUGUUGCUUCAUUGGAGGAUGAUUCAAGGAAUGGUGACAAUAAACUUUCUCAAGAUGAUUCCAUAGCAGUCAAUCAACCAAUUAAGUUCAAACACCCCACCCAUUUGGUAACUCCUUCUGAAAUACUGAUGGCCAAUUCAACCUCUGAAGUUAGCCAUGGUAAUGAGGCCAAAAGUGAUGUUGAACUAAAUAUUCAAGAUGUGGUAAUUAACAAUGAUACAAGGAAUGUUGAGGUUGAGGUACAGGUUGUGGGUGAAACACGAUUUAGUCAAAAUAACGACGUUGGUCCUCGAGAAGACCUUGAGACUUACGUCUCAGAAAACAAGGAGAAAAUAUUUUUCUCUCAAGCAUCCGAUCUCGGAAUUGAGAUGGCUCGAGAAAGUCGCGCCUUAUUGCCUGAAACUUAUACCAUUGAGGAAGUUAUGGAGUUUAAUGGGACUGGUGAAACAGAAACAAUUGCUCAAUCGUCAUCUGUAGAAGAAAUCAACGAUUCUUCAAAGGAUGUUUCUGGAAAGGUUAUUGAUUCACCAACUCCUAUGCCAGCUCAACAACAGCCUGCACCAAAUGCAAAAGGGAAAAAACAGAAGGGAAAGAAUCCUCAAGCACCAGACUCAUCUUCACCAUCACGCAGUGCUUUCAAUUCAACAGAUUCUUCUAACGAACCAGCUGUCAGCUCUAGUAAUCCUGUAGAAAGUGUGUCCCCACAACUAGUUUCCAUGCAACAGAUGCUGAAUCAGAUUGUAUCUGCGCAAAAAGAAAUGCAGAAGCAGAUGGCAACAACAAUUGCUGACCCAGUUACCAAAGAAAGCAAAAGGCUCGAGGCAGCUUUGGGAAAGAGUAUGGAGAAAGCUGUCAAAGCCAAUGCUGAUGCUUUGUGGGCUAGAAUUCAAGAAGAAAAUGCAAAACAGGACAAGGCAGUACGUGAACGUAUGCAACAAUUAACAAAUACGAUUACCAAUUGCUUAAACAAAGAUUUACCGGUAAUCAUAGAGAAAACUGUCAAAAGAGAACUUGCCACUGUGGUGCAAUCUGUGGCACGGGCUAUUAUUCCCAACAUUGAGAAAACAAUAUCCACUUCCAUUACAGAGAGCUUCCAGAAAGGGGUAGGUGAUAAAGCUGUAAAUCAACUGGAGAAGUCUGUCAACUCUAAACUUGAAGCCACUGUUGCUAGGCAGAUCCAAGCUCAAUUUCAAACUUCUGGCAAGCAAGCUCUUCAGGAAACAUUGAAAUCUAGUUUGGAAGCUUCCGUCGUUCCAGCAUUUGAGAUGUCAUGCAGGGCUAUGUUUGAGCAAGUUGAUGCCACAUUUCAGAAAGGGAUGGUUGAACAUACAACGGCAUCUCAGCAACAAUUCGAGGCCUCACAUUCUCCUUUGGCAAUUGCUUUAAGGGAUGCUGUAAAUUCGGCUUCAUCAAUGACUCAAACUUUAAACAGUGAGAUACUCGAUGGUCAAAGAAAAUUGGUAGCUCUUGCUGUUGCAGGAGCAAAUUCUAAAGCAACAAACCCGUUGGUUAGUCAACUGACUAACGGUCCUUUGGGUUCUCUCCACGAAAAGGUCGAGGUACCACUUGAUCCAACAAAAGAGCUAUCUAGACUGAUAGCUGAACGAAAAUACGAGGAGGCUUUCACAACUGCCCUGCAAAGGAGCGAUGUUAAUAUAGUAUCCUGGUUAUGCACUCAGGUUGAUUUACCGGGAAUUCUGUCGAUGAAUCCACUACCUGUGAGCCAAGGUGUGCUACUAUCUCUUCUACAACAGUUGGCAUGUGACAUCAUCAAAGAAACACCUCGGAAGCUGACGUGGAUGAGAGAGGUUCUUUCUGCUAUAAAUCCGACGGACCCACUUAUUGUUGUGCACGUACGUCCAAUCUUCGAGCAAGUCUAUCAAAUACUGCACAACCACAGAACACUUCCGACAGUCAGCGGUGCAGAAAUUUCCAAUAUUCGGUUGAUAAUGCAUGUCAUCAAUUCCAUGCUAAUGACCUCUAAGUGAUUUUAUCCAAUCCUGUUUGAUUUGAUGAAGGUCUUCAAUGUUGACUUUGUAAGGUUUUGUACAUAAUUCUAUGGAUGCUUAGAACAAAACAUUGUGUAGAGUUUGCGUUGGUUUUCGCUUUCGGUUUUUUUUUUUUUUUUUAAUUGGUUUUCGUUAUUUCGUUUAUCGAUGCUACUAGUGUUUUGAUGGAGAUUAAGGACUUCAGGAAUUUAUUUUCUAAUUUUUGUAGUUGAAAAAGUUUUGAAAAUGUA